UCUCAUAAUAUGAUUCUUUUUGACCGGAUCGAACAACGAAACGACAAAUUUAGUUCCGUUUUCGUACGGAAUCAUGAAAUGUCAAAUUGACAGUUAACGUCAAUAAGUUUAUUGUGAAAAUGGCGACGACCGGAGUUGGUUUUCGGUGGUUAGAUAUAUUAGAAAAAGAAUUUGAUAAAGCAUGUGUGGAAUUGGAUACGUCUUUGUCGGAACUGGAAACGGAGGAGCCCGAGGUGGUGUUUACGGCCCGCCAGAAGAUUUCCACGCUCAGCUCGUGCUUUGCACAGUUGACACAUAAGGCGCUCACCAUCUUCCAAAACAGUGCUAAGCUCGAGGCUGAGCUGGUGGACAUGAGGGCGGAACUGGUGCAAGCGAGGGUCAAUAACGCUGGCGCCUGCGAGGACGGUGAAGACUCAAUAGUUUCCGUGAACGAAGCAGGCCGCGCGCGCGCAGAGGCCGCGCAAUUGGCGAGAGAAAAUGCUGCGCUGAGGGAGACUGUGCUGGCACUGCAUUCUGAACUGUUUGGAGCCAGGUUAGCCACAAAGUACCUGGACAAGGAGUUGGCUGGCAGGAUCCAGCAGUUGCAACUGCUGGGGAGGGAUAUGCGGCCUGAACUCAGGGAUAGCUUGUGGGCGCAGUCUGGUGGCGGGCAGGUGGAGGCGGAGAUCCUGCUGCAGCGCCACAAGACGCUGGUGCGCGUGUGCCGCGGGCCGCGCGCGCGCCCCGCGCCCGCCGCGCGCGCGCGCUCGCGCACCGUGCGCGUGCGCCGCUCGCCGCACCUCGGCCUCGGCAUCUCUGUCACGGGCGGCCGCGAACACGGCGUACCUAUUCUCAUAUCGGAGCUGGAAGCCGGCGGGCCCGCCGCCUUGACCAGGGAGCUGUACGUCGGCGACGCCAUACUGGCCAUCAACGAUGUCGACCUCACACAGGCGUGUCACAAGGAAGCCGUGCAGGCCCUGCAGAGCGUGAAGGGCGACUGCGCUCUGUGCGUGCAGUUCAUAGCCACAGACGAUGAAGAUAGACUGUCGGAAGACAAUUAUAGGUUCCCCCUGUUCCCGGAGGCGGCGCUGCGCGGGGACGCCACGCCCACCGCGCCGCGCACGCCGGACUACACCAGGAACGAAUCUGAAGACGGCUCGGGCAGUGAAUGCGAAUCACCGUACAGGCCGGCGCCUUACCCCGACUACAACUCUAUCAAUAACAAUCUAGCAAUAUUGGACAUGGAUGAUGAUUCCAUCAAAAUUGAGGCGAGACUUGAGAUGGUGGAGAACGUCCCCGGCGCGUGCGGGGCGGACGCGACCCACAGCCCGCGCGCCGCCGCCACGCCCGUGCACGCGCGCGCCCGCCAAGGCAGGCGGAGACAGGACUGGCGCAGUAAAGGUGCGUACCGCCGCGUCGACUGUGACGAGCACACGCUCACCGACACCACACUCUCGGACACACUUCCGGAGUCACCCCUGUCGCCGGACCUCGAGCUGAACCCGGGACCUGCAACACCGCCGGGGGCCACAAUACCUUCGGGACCCAUCAUACCACCGGGUCCCACGAAAUCUUCAGACUUUACAAUACCACAAGGCCCUACAAUACCUUCAGGUCCAACAAUACCAGGCCUUACAAUACAGCAAGGUCACACAAUACCUUCAGGUCCUACAAUACCGAGCGUUACAAUACCUUCAGGUCAAACAAUACCAGGUCUUACAAUUCAACAAGGCCACACAAUACCUUCAGGUCCCACAAAACCGAGCCUUACAAUACCUUCAGGUCCAACAAUACCAGGCCUUACAAUACAGCAAGGCCACGCAAUACCUUCAGGUCCAACAAUACCUGCAGGUCCUACUAUACCUUUAGACCCUACGGUACCCACGGCCCGAUCGGCCCCAGGGCCCUUUUUGCCCGCAACCCCACUAGUGGAGGUGCCCACUGCCCCACUACUGCCAGACUUGCCCACUCCCACUUUUCCCACGCGAGAUAGAAAUGAGAAGCCCAAGACCAAUGGAGAAGUCAAAGCGGUGAGAAGAGAAAGUAAAGGGUUCAGGAUAGGGUCCGCCCGCCGCGUGGUCGGCAGCGCCGCGACGCUCAGCAACGGGCAGCACUCGCUGCUCGCCGGCGACGGGGACCCGGACUUCGGCACGCCGGUGUGAACGCGCGCCUAACAUUCCAUACAUCACAAACAACUAGCAGUCCGUUCAUCACAAUACUUGGUGUGAACGAGUGUUUAUCACCUCAUACGUUACAAACGCUUGUGUUGACACUACGCGCCUUUUUCUGCACCGGUGUGAAAAUGAAAAACGAUGGCCAAUGUGAAUAUACGCUUAUCACACUAUACAUUACGAUUAGCAGUAUGAACACGCGCCUACAAUUCCAUACGUUACGACCGCCAGUGUGAACGCGGGUUCCUGACUCCAUACAUUAUAACUGCCAAUGUGAAGUCUAUCUCACACACGUUCAAUUUGAAUGACAGGUGCUACGCUGUUUGAAGAUCUGGCUGAUAUUUAGAUAAAUAAUAGAAAUAAAAAUAAGUAGUUUUAACCUUUUUUUUUCAAGGAUCUGAGCGUGUUAAAACCAAAGCAAAGGGCGUAUAAAUAUACAUUUAUAGAUAGGUACUGACCGGAAGAGGUGGAUAGAGAAUAAAAUAUUAGAAUAAAUGGAUAUCCCUUGCAUAGGCAUGUAACAUAUGCGUCUUCAUUGUCAUUUAGAAUCAGGUGAGAUGGAAGUCAAAUGCGUAAUCCAAUCUAUACUAAUAUUAUAAAGCUGAAGAGUUUGUUUGUUUGAACGCGCUUAUGCGCUUACGCUUACGCGGAACUACUUGUUCGAAUUGAAAAAUUCUUUUUGUGUUGAAUAGACCAUUUAUUGAGGAAGGCUUUAGGCUAUAUAACAUCACGAUGUAACUAUAAGAAGCGAAGAAAUAAUGGAAAAUGUGAAUAAAAACGGGGAAAAUUAUUUAUCCAUGAGGGCUUCAAUGAUGCCCAAAAUAACUAUUCCACGCGGACGGAGUCGCGGGCACUGCUAGUAUUGAAUAAGAAAGAGAGAAGUAAGACCACAGUCACCCGGCCCAGAGGCUUUAUUGCGGAGGGUCCAACUGGAAGGAACACGCCAGGAUGAGAGAGAGAGAGAUAUGUACUGUUAAAAAAGAAAGCCUGAGAUCUAUUUAAGUGGAAUUGUUGACAAAAAAAGUAUUUACACAUUAAAACCUGUGUUAAUUACAAUGUGUUAGUAAUUUAAAGCGAAGUUUAAACGUAUCAAAAAAAAAGACUUAUCCAUGCCGUACCUACGGUAUAUGGAUCAUUUUCUUGAUAACUUUUUUUCUUACUUGACUAUGGAUUUCCAUUACUGUAUGCAAAAUACAUACUGUGGUAAGAGUAUGUACGUCUUUGCUGUGUCCCAUCAAUAUUUUACUUGCAAUUGAUAAAUAUUUCAAUAUUUUGUUUAAGUCAGUAAAAUUGUCGCCUUUCAAUUUACAGUUUAAUUGUACAGAUGCGGUUACUGUUUUUGACUGACUUGAAAAAAGAAAGCAGAUGCAUAAUGCUAGAUUAUUAGACUAAGAAAAACAUCUUAAAAUUUUCCAGUACUUGAGUACCGAAACUGCAACCUAAAAAAAAGUACAGGUAUUAAGCCAUGUAUAAAAAGCAUAAUAAGUUCUCAUUGACUUGACAAAUUCAAACGCUCAAUGCGCAAUAAUAGAAUAGCCCCUUUCUCUUAUUGAAGUGUUUUAAAGUUGUAAAUUAAUUUUAUAUAUUGUAAUAGGUACAUUAAGUCUAUAAGGAAAUUUAGAAGGAUCUAGUUAGUGUAGUGAUUUUAAUUGUAUCGAAGUACUGUACCGGGUGCAAAGCAAAAGCAAAAAAUAAGCUUAACACCGGCUGACGUUAGAAUUUAGUAUUUAUUUCGGCUCGUAGAAGGAGGAUUAAAUUAUGUUGAUGUAAAAAAGUUAACAUUAUAACGCUGUACACAUUUAACUUUUUGUCGUCGUAAAUAUAUUUUUAUUAAUUUUAAAUUUAAGAUGUAAUUAAUGCUGUAUGUAUCGUAAAGGUAGAUAAUAUAUUUUAUUAGAAUAGCCAUGUAUGUAAAUCGAGUCAUAUUUUUCAUAUGUAAUGAAUUUUUGUUUAUUUCAAACAUUCCUUGCUCACAUUUACAUUUAGAUUAAAAGUAGUUUUAAAAAUAGAAUCAUUGAACUCCUAACUUAAAAUAAAAUGGAUAAUUUUCUUGUAAUGGAACGUACAUAACCUACUUUAAAAAUAAUCGCGCAUCGAAAUCAGCUGUUUGUUUUUGGCGCGCAACGCACGUGUUUAUAGCUUUUGAAACCGUCAGCGUAGUAACUAGACGGUUUUAAUUGAAAUCACGAUAUUAAUCUGAAACAUAUCACACGUUUACAGGCGAGAACGUAACAAACACCUGCGGCUGUCUGGACAUCAGCCAAAAAUAUCUCCGCUCGUCAUCUCUUGUGUAGUAGCUCGUCACGUCUAGAAUCAGACAAAUAGAUGCAAUCAGAAAAGGAUGGUACGACCGUGCCUUGUUUUAAGACUUAUUGCUCCUGAUUUCUCAAAGUUAUUAAAUUAAAUACUCAUCCGCUGGUCAGUUAAUAUUGGAGAGUAAUCUCGUUAGUUUAUAAAUGAGACUGCAGCGCGACAACAGAAAUAUAAAAUCCAUGAACUUCAAUCUAUUUGCGAUCUCUUUUGUUUACCUAUAAGAUUUCGGGAGGAGUUACGGCUAACUAAAUGAAUUAGGUUUUAUGUGUUUUGACUAGUGAAGCUUUAUUUUGGUGAGAUUAUUUAUUAGGUAUGAAAUCUUUCAUUUCAUUAUUUUGCGUUGGUUCCCAAGUAUUCAGCGUUCGUUGUCAUUUUUGGCUUAGAUAUCCAAUAAAUAUUUUAAUUAUGGCACUGGAUUAUUUACCGUAUACCAACUUCCUUAUGAACGUGCCAGCAAAUGCGAGAACUGAUAGAAAAUUGGGUUUUGUAUCAAUACUCAACAAUCUUUUUGAUAAUUUUUUUUUCUUAUUCAGACCAUCCCUCCCUCGAUAUGAGUAUUGUAAGAUUUGACAAUGGACUAAAUCAAAACCCCAUAAGGGGUUGGAACAUAAAAUUCGAAAUAAUAUAAUAAUAAUUAUAGAAGUGUCUAUUGUCUUCAUUAUUCCUAUUGCUAUGGGUACGGCAAAGAAUGCACGAUACCAUGAAAAAAAAAUUUCAAACUGUUUUUUAUGAUUUGGAACUUGAUUGUUAUAUUGCAAAAUGAACUGUGUCAAAUCAAAAUGUAAUCUUCAAGUCUUUAUUUGUUAAUCCGGGCCAUCUCAUCUCCAACACUGUUCCACUUUCUCUACAUUCCGCAGUGGGUUCACUGAUCAUAUUUACAGGACAAUAUGCCUAUG
Messenger RNA from Amyelois transitella, 5359 nucleotides. RefSeq names its product protein Shroom2. The transcript has 14 exons. The record is from RefSeq and is a predicted model, not a curated record. Gene Ontology annotation, molecular function: transmembrane transporter binding. Gene Ontology annotation, biological process: negative regulation of protein localization to cell surface. Gene Ontology annotation, cellular component: membrane; Golgi apparatus; trans-Golgi network transport vesicle. Bases 120 to 2141 code for a protein of 673 amino acids. NCBI's taxonomy places the organism in Eukaryota, Metazoa, Arthropoda, Insecta, Lepidoptera, Pyralidae.